UGAGCAUAAAAAGCCAGUCAUCUUCCGAUUAAUGUCAGUGCUGUGCCGAAGUCGGCGAUCACAAGUCAUUCUUUAGAUCGUUUGGUUGGCAAUAUUUGGGAGCUAAGAUUUUUGGACAAUAACUGAGCAUCACCAAACGCCGCAAUGCAGGCAACCGCUUUGAUACCGCUUUUGGUGGCAGCCGCCCUUGCUGCCCCCCAAUACGGCCAACCCCCUCAGGUAGGCCAAACUGUUAAGAUUACGAAACAGCAAUGGAAUUCCUUGAAUCCAUACGGGGCGUCAAGUGCUUAUCCUGCAAACGAACGUCCGCAGAUUGACGCCAUUCAGAAGCAAUGGGAACGCUUUUACGAAUACCUCCCAUGGCUGAAAGGACCUCCUGGAACACCAGGAGAACAGGGUGCUCCUGGAAAUGAUGGAAAGGACGGCAGAGAUGGUGUUGACGGCAAAGAUGGCGUUGACGGCAAAGACGGAAGAGAUGGCAUUGAUGGAAAAGACGCCAUCUACACUGACGAUUAUGGAACAAAAAUCGUUGUUGGUCCUCCCGGAGCUCCUGGAGAGCCAGGACCUGCCGGACCUCCCGGAGAAAAGGGAGACACUGGAGAACCUGGUGCUCCUGGCGAAGACGGUAAAUCUGGUCAGGACGGAAGUCCUGGAUAUGAUGGCGCUCCUGGCCCCAAAGGUCCUGCUGGCUCACCUGGCUACAAUGGAUUACCUGGUUCCGACGGCAAACAAGGUGAACGAGGAGAAAAGGGAGACACUGGCGCAACUGGAGCUCCUGGCCUCAACGGCGCCCCUGGAGCUCCUGGCAAACCUGGUUACCCCGGAGGACCUGGGCCUGUAGGACCUAAGGGUGAAACUGGACCACCUGGUCUUGCCAUCGCUUCCAAUAUCGCUGGACCUCCUGGUGCACCUGGCUUCCCCGGCAAAGACGGUAAACCUGGCUACAACGGCGCCCCUGGUGCUACUGGUCCUCCAGGACCUGUCGGACCUCAAGGCCUUCCUGGAAAACCUGGAGGUACUGGCUUCCCAGGAUACCCUGGUGCUAAAGGUGAACCCGGUAAACCUGGUUAUGCUGGACCUCCUGGUAAGGAUGGAUAUCCUGGUGCACCCAGCAAGAUUCCUGGUCCUCCUGGACCCAUCGGACCUGCUGGCCCCCCUGGCUACAAUGGCGCUCCUGGCAAAGAUGGUCUUCCCGGCGGUCCUGGUUAUCCUGGCAAAGAUGGAAAGCCCGGACCCCCAGGAUACACAGGCGCACCAGGCCUGCAGGGCAAACCCGGAAAGGAUGGUCUACCCGGCCCCGUCGGAGCUCCCGGCUACCCUGGUGGCCCAGGACCAGUUGGACCCCAAGGUAAAACCGGCCCUCCAGGCUACCCUGGCGGCCCUGGACCAAUUGGACCCAUAGGCCCUCUCGGCCCUGUUGGACCCCAAGGCAAACCAGGAGCACCAGGUUAUCCAGGCGGCCCUGGUCCCGUCGGACCUAUUGGACCCGUUGGCCCUGUAGGAUACCCAGGUAAAGAUGGCUAUCCUGGAAAGCCAGGACCCGUUGGUGCCCCUGGACCUGUUGGCGCUCCCGGACCGGUGACCACAUACACUCAAGUCCAAGAAUACGCUCCAGCUUCCUCUUACAGUCCACCAGCUUACGAAGCCGCAACGGUUUACACGCAGACAUCACCACAAGUUUACCAACAACCCCAAAUUUAUCAGGAAGUGUCCCAACCCGUUUACGGUUAAUGCCGAUGCAUCAAAGCCUCAUUUCCUAGUUAUUUCUGGGCCACCACACGGUUUGCAAAGUGAACAUAACUAGGCAUUACUCACCAACCCUAUCUUCUUUUUCCUGUAAUGCCUAAACGUAACUCUUUUUUCUGUUUGUUGUUGUUAUGCCCAUGUGCGAUGUUAUAUGACUCAAUGUGACAUGCCUUGCACGAGGCUGUGAAUACAAUACUCCCGAACUUA
Daphnia carinata is the source of this 1953-nucleotide messenger RNA. Its product is annotated as collagen alpha-1(I) chain-like. NCBI's taxonomy places the organism in Eukaryota, Metazoa, Arthropoda, Branchiopoda, Diplostraca, Daphniidae. Bases 145 to 1731 code for a protein of 528 amino acids. The record is from RefSeq and is a predicted model, not a curated record. The transcript is spliced from 4 exons.